Molecule: messenger RNA, 13864 nt
Organism: Caenorhabditis auriculariae
Lineage: Eukaryota; Metazoa; Nematoda; Chromadorea; Rhabditida; Rhabditidae
Source: the annotation of a GenBank genome assembly
AUGGAGAAUGAAAGACGCGAUAUCAGGCAACUUUUCUGCGAUAGAGUAUGUACCGCAUUCCCGUUUUGUUUAACUAACUUUUCAUAACUUUUUUUGAUGCUGAACUUCUCAGUAUCCGAAAUAUAAUGUGCGAUACGGUUUUUUAAUCCUCACAAACGUCGUUUUUCUCCGAUUUGCUGUGUUUUUUAUCGUAUGCCAUUUAACUUUUGAAAGUUUGUCCCUCACUUUUUCCUGACAUUAAAACCUUUCAAGUUGGGCGGAAACUAAGUAUUACAGAUGGCCCAAAAAGAAAAGGGACCUGUUUCUGUGCUUUUGGGCGCUCAAUGGGGAGAUGAAGGCAAAGGAAAGAUCAUCGACUACCUGAUCGAGAACUACAAUGUUAGUUCUGUUUUUGUUUCGAGAAUCAGCUUUCCUUCAAGGUGGCCGUCACGGCGCGUUGCCAGGGCGGAAAUAACGCUGGUCAUACCGUCGUUGCCAAUGGACGGAAGUACGACUUCCACAUUCUGCCCAGUGGAAUCAUCAGUCCCAAGGUUCAGAGAAAACUAUGAAUACGAAGUUGCUGGUAUGAAAAAAAUGCCAGCGAAAAUUUGAACGACGACUUUUCCGAUUUUUUCAUACCGCUAGGGAAAUUUCCGACAAAUCCCUUUUCGACGUUUUUUCUCGAUAAUAUUUUUGUUUUGAAUGUUCCUAUAUGAAGUAGGUAGUUUAUUCAUGAUUAAAAACAAAAAAAGAAAUAAUAAAUCAAGUUUCAAUAGAUGGUUUAUAAGAAAUGCAUUAGAUUAGAAGUUCAAGUAUCCAGCACCGAUAAGUUUACAUUUGAAAAAUUUAUUUUUUUGUCUUUCGACUUUUUGGAUUUAUUUAAAUCUAUUUAAUUACCUUUUUUUUCUCAGGAGCCCUUUUUUUCUGAAAAAAGUAUCAGAACUGCUUCGACAUAAUUUUUUUGAUUUCUCUUGGUUGAAUUUGUGUUUAACCUUUUUAACCCUCUCCGCGAGAGGGAUUGAAAUGUCUGUUUGUGACAAAAAAAUUUUUAAUUUUUUUACUUGAGUAAAGUUGGGGAUAGAACGGGGCUUCAACAAUGACUGAAAAAUAAAAAUUAAAAAUUUAGGAGUAGUAGAAAAUAGAAUCAUUUUUUUGAGCGUUUGUUUUUUUCGAAGAGAAAGCCCUUGAAAAUGGAAGUACUCAGUGCUUCAACAUCAUCGGAAAUGGCGUCGUGGUCAAUCUCGACGCUUUCUUUUCCGAACUCGCACACAACGGAGUUACAGAUGAGCCUGGCUGGGAAAAGCGGUUUCUUGAACAUGCUUCCAACUGAAAUCCAACUUUUUAUUCAGAAUUCUGAUUUCGAGUGAGGCUCACAUCGUUUUCGGCGUCCACGCGCAAGUUGACGGACGUCAGGAAGACGCUCUUUCUACUAAAAAGUUCAUUACGUGCAGAAUCUCAUAAAUCGAGACUUUUUUUUUCAGCAAAAUAGGCACAACGAACAGAGGAAUAGGCCCCACUUACAGCUCUAAAUGCUUCCGCAACGGAAUUCGCAUGGCCGAUUUGAUGGCCGAUUUCGAGGAAUUCUCUGAGAAGUGAUUGGCUUCUCAUUUUUAUCGAACUCGAGUUCCUAAGGUACCGACGGCUAGUCGAGCACUACAAGAAGCAGUUCCCCAGCAUUGACAUUGACGUCGAAGCCGAACUCGCCAAGUUCAAAGUUUCUUGUUCCAUUUGCCAAAGGUUGAGCUUUUUGAGUUGAGGUGCACCGCGAAAAACUGGCCGAUUUGAAGCUGGUCGGCGACACGGUUGGAUUCAUCCAUCAGAGGCGGAACGAAGGAAAGGCGGUUCUGAUCGAAGGAGCCAACGGAGCUCUUCUGGACAUUGAUUUCGGUGAGUGAAGUUUCGAGCUUCUGAUCCCUCGGAUCUUUCCAGGCACCUAUCCUUUCGUGACGUCAUCCAACGCGACUGUCGGCGGUGCUUGCACAGGACUCGGCGUCCCUCCGACCGCCAUUUCUCACGUAUUUCUUCCUCUCAGACUCUUAUCAGGCCUCUAUGCAGGUCAUCGGUGUGGUGAAGGCGUAUCAAACGCGUGUCGGAACUGGGCCUUUCCCCACGGAGCAGCUCAAUGAGAUUGGAGAUAAGCUGCAGCAAAUUGGCAAGGAGGUCGGAGUGACUACCGGUAGAAAGAGAAGGUCAGUGUCUGUGGGGGGAAGAUUCAUGUCUUCCAGUGAAUAAAAAUACAUGGUGCCUAUUGUGAGAACGUCCUUGUGCACACAUUGUGAUUUCUCAUCCUUCCAGAUGCGGUUGGCUGGAUCUUUUCUUGUUGCGGAGAUCGGCUCAAAUCAACGGUUACACGACCAUCGCCUUGACCAAGCUCGAUAUCCUUGACACCUUUCCGGUACCUAUAUUUUGUUUCGAAGAUAUCUUUUUCGUUCAGAAGCUCCUUGUCGCUGUGGGCUACAAACUCAACGGAGAGCAGCUUUCCGCUCCUCCCGGUCCUUUCAUCCGUUCUAACGAUGAUUUCAUUUUUCAUUUAAGCGCAAGCCAAUGCUUGGGAACAAGUUGAAGUGGAGUACAAGGAGUUCGAAGGCUGGCAGUCGAGCACAGUCGGUGUGAGAAAGUUCGAGGACCUUCCUGAGAAGUGCCGUACCUACGUCGAGUUUAUCGAAAACUUCAUCGAGGUUUGUACUUUAUCUAAUUUUAUCGAAAGGAUGGUCAAGCAAGGAUAUUUUGGGAAAGAGUUUCGUUAUCAAUUGCAGGUGCCGAUCCGAUGGAUUGGAGUUGGAGCUGAGCGCGAAUCGCUCAUUGUGAGAAACUAGUGUUUUGGUUUUUCUUUCCGGUGUUCUCAGGAUAAUUUUUUAGAUACAAGAUAUUUUUCCCCUUUGUUCUCAUGACAGUUUUGAGUCGAGUUUUUUCUUUUCGGAUUUUCUCCAUUUGAUCCCGUUUUCCGUGUGUCGGCGACGGUUUCUUCUCUAUAUUCAUAAUAUACAUCAAAUUCUGUUUCUUGUUUAUGUUUCAUUAUAAGCUAGAAUAAAUUUUUGUGGUUAUUUUUCUUCGAAUUUUUUUUGAAUCUGUUUGCGUCCGACAAUUCCUUAUCAUGCAGUUUGCAGAGAAUACAAUUGAGUAAAAGUUGAUUUAAAAAAACAAAAAAAUAAAAAAAUUGAAUUUUUUUCACUUCUUUUUUUCGAAGUUGUCGUUACGAUCUGAGAAUCAAGCUCCGAAAUAAAUGAUUAUCGCAAUUUUUCAAAUACUUUUUGUACGAAUUUUCAGAAGCUUCGCGAUAUGGAAGAGAACUCGGUCGAAGAAAGAUUUCCAGUAUUUGAUCCUUCUCACAAUGUGUUGGAAUCUUCUUUAAAUUCUUCGGUAACUUUUGAUUUUAAUGUGAUAAGCCUUCACAGUUAGAAGAAGUCAGGAAUGUUAUAGCUCUAGAAUAGGAAAAAAAAUUGCACCAUUAAACUUUGGAGAAUUAAUGAGAAGUUGAAAAAUGUUCGAGGUGCGGCUGGUUUUGCUCGUAAGUAUCUGAAAAAAAAAACAAGACAACCCGAAAGAUACUAAAAAAAAAAUAGAAUCCAGGAUGGAGGAAUUUGAGAUGAGUUUUGAAGUUCAUUCAUUUAUUUACGUUCGUCCCACGUAAUACUGGCAAGAAAAAGAGAAGAUAACGGCUGCACUGGAUAAUCAGAAGUUGCACUUGUCAGGACGCAUCCGAGGACGCGAGGGAGUCUCGACCAGACACGAGCGCAUCCUUUGAUUCUUCCGUCCUCACCAGUCCCAGUCGCCGGUAUUCAAUCAAUUAUUAAUUGUUAUUUUAGGGUUAAACCGACCAGGCGGUGAGCAAGAGCUUUUGAAGCUAUAACGAACAACCGCCUUGGGCGGUCUAGAAGUCCUAAUGUGUAGUUGAUCUAGCUGAAAGCAUGUUUUACGGUCCUUCGCCUCGUUCUUUUCGGCUCUUUUCUCUUUCUAGUUCAGAUUGUUUAAUAACUUCUAUGUUGGUUGUAGUAGCUUGAGUCCGGAAGCUGAGCUCUAGGUUGAAGCCCUGAAUUAAGAAAAAGAGCGAUCACGUAGAGUGAAGGCUUUGCGCGUAGUUCUAUCAUUUAAAACUUCUUCCAAAACUUUCCAGAUGCGAGAAUUCCUUGGCUCCGGUCUUGAACGGAAACCUGAAUCUGUCGUAUCAACAGCUCACGCACAUUUCUCGCAAAUUCAAGCAAGCCUAUGAAAAAGUUUGUAAUUACACGUUUGAUAACUUCUAUUUUGGUUAUAAAAACUGGUUUUUCCAACAAAACACUUUUCACUUUUUUCAUAGAGUGUCUCAAUGUUUUUGAUAUUGAGUAGCAGCAAAAUUUAUUGGCAAAUAUUUUUAAUUAAGUACAUUUUUGAAUGUAGGUCAGCCAUUUGGACAUCAGCCAUAAUGAGUUCAGCGCUCUAUCGCAGAUGGACAUGUUCAAAUCGUGCACAUCGGUUGGUUUUGCUUUGAUUUUUUUUUAAAGGAAAUAUGAAAAAGAAGUACUUCCAAAAUGAAUGCAAAUAUGAUAGAAGAAAAUAUACAGACGAAAUGUUGCGGUAGGUAUAGUUUUUUCUCGCACGAUAUAAUCUCUAGAAAAGUCAUCGACUUGUUUUUCUUGCAGAUUUGCGCUUCCUACAACAACUUCCACAAAAUUCCCCCGUUGCGUUCGGUUCACAACCACAUAACUUCGCUCGAAAUAUCGCACAAUCAAUUGGUCAAUAUCGUCGAGUUGCAAAGUUUGACACAACUCAGAGUUCUCGACCUUUCGUUUAAUAGGAUUUCGGUAUUCGAUAAAUGCUUCUUUUUACAUCAUUCAGUUGAAGGAAAUGCCGUUCAUUUCUUUGAAGCGUCUCGAACAAAUCAAUUUGUCGCAUAAUCAGCUCACCGAUGUGCCUAACCUCUCUCAAUGCGACUCUUUGAAAUCUGUUGACUUCUCACAUAACAACAUCGCCAGCAUUAUGGUUCGCCUCCCAGUAAUAUUUUGUUACCAAGGCUUUUUGUAGAAUAUCCAGUCGACGAUCCCGAAAAAUCAUCUUGCUAGGCUCUCCAUAUCGUCAAACUCCUUGAGAGACUUUUCUGAGCUCCUUCUUCUGCUGCCGUUCUGCCAUUUACAAGACUUCAAGAUUGGUUCGUUUUGAACAGCUUCAUUCGAUUGACUGCUUUUUCAUGAAGAGGGGAAUCCUUGUCUGGAAUCUGCUAUGCGGAGUCCUGGCUUCAAUUAUCGCUCCUACAUCUACUCUUGCUGUCCGGAGUCCCUAGAAGUCAUCGACGACGAAAAGUUGACCGAGUCUGAGAAAAUAUCCGGUAAUUACAACCUAGAAAAUCAAAAGAAAAGAACUGCAUUCGAAAAUUAGGAUUUUCUCGUCCUACUUUAUUGAAUACCUUGAAUGAAUGUCAGGUGAAUGGCUCUAUGCUUUGGGAAAAGUAAGGGCGUUCCACGCGGGUCAACACGAUUUGCUGUGCGAUUACUUGCUGUCGAACGUGCCGCUGGAGACGACAGGCCGUCGAUCGGCGAGCGUCAGAACCUCCUGCCAGAAGGUUGAACUCGAUGAACGAUCCUCAAGUGAUAUCACCAGGCUUUGCUCAAACAAAAAGAGUCGGAGAGUCGCGACGCCUUCAUCGUGGAGGAGUUCGACGCGAGCUCGACCGCAGAGUCGCUCUGUUCUCCCUACAGCCGUUGGGAGCGCAGCAUCGCGAGGAACAGUCUCAUGGUGCGGUUUACCACGGAGAUCUCUUUAAAUAUUCCGAACGCUCAUAACUUAUUUAGUCCUCAAAAAUCUUGCUCCAUCUUUGUGUAAUAUUUUUUCUCAUUCCAGGACUCGACAAGAGACAGAAGAUUCAGCUUUGGCAAAGAAAAUGUCCCUCUCGAUCAGAGAAACGUCUGUUCUCAGUCUCUCGAAGUCGAACUCCGAAAAGCACAAGUGAUGCGAUCCAACCAGUCUUCAAAUCUCAACACCGGAAGAAUUACGCCAGGUUAUUUUUCCCUGCCAAGUUAUAGCCAUUUUAUAUAGUGUUGCCGCCGCUGACUUGAAAAUCUUUACAUAUUCAGAAGAUGGGCGAAAUAGUGAAAAUGAGUGCUCCUAUUUGUUUCUAUUUUCUUUUUUCAAGAGGAUGCUGAGCCUUCUUAGAAAAGAAAAAGAUUUCCUGAAUAUCAUCGACCAAAUUUAAGCAACCAAAAAACUAUUGUGACCUUUGAUGAUUAAACAUAGCGAAGAGUUUUUUGGAUUACUUCAAGUUUCACAAGCUAUUUCUUCUUCUUAAAUCAAGUUAGUACGAAUUGUUCUCUUCUUUUCUUUGAAACGGUUUCUCAAAAAAUGGUUUUUUUAAAUGUGUCUAACGGCAUCUAUGAAAAAUCUAAAAGCUACCCGGACCAUCCAUUUUAAAAUACGUUUACGAUGAAUUAUCAAUUGGAUCACAAGAAACCAUCCUCGGGUCAUUUCUUCAUUUCAUUAACUUCAGACCUUGACGGUCUCUCCCACGCUGUUCGGCUGAGGAUGGACCGCCUUUCCAGCUCGAAAAAUGAAGAUCUAAGCGAAUCCCAAAACAAGAGCCUUCCUUGGCGAAGAGUCAUUUCCCCAGUGAGCAGAAAUUCUUCUCCUGGCCAACCAUUGUUCAAAGGUCCGACUUCCUUCUGCAAGAACUCAUCUUUUUUGGCUUACAGGAGAAUUUUCGACGAACGAACGGAAAAUUCUGACAAGGUCCAGUUCCUCGGAAUCGACUUCCACUGUCGUCCUUUCUUCUGUCAGGUUUCGGAGAGAGUAAUCUGUUAAAAUUCGUUCAGUUUUGUCGCUUAGUAGUUUUUAUAAUGACUUCAAAGUACCAUGAGAGAGAUUUGCACAACUGGAAAAUCGUUGAAUUUUUUCAUGAUAAAAUUUUUGAGGUAUGUUAAUUUUCAUGCAGAAAAUCUUUUAAUAAAGAGACUUCGAAAAAAAAAACAAAAACUUGGCUUUUCAUAUAACUUCUCUUUUCAAAAUAUUGCUUCUUAGUUUUGAAAGAAUUUUUUGAAAAGGUAAAAACCGAGUAGAGCAAAAAGAAUGUGUUGUUUUCUUGAACUUCUCGAAGGUUUCAGAACUUCUGAGAUCGUUGCUGAGGUUGGAGGGAAUGACCACCAGGCGUUGACUAGUGAACAGCUGGAUUUCGAAGUGGUCAGUUUGACUUUUCUCUUAUUACUGCGCGCUCAAAACAAACAAUCAAAUCCAUAAGUUGAAUGGAAAAACAAUUUUCCGUGAUGCGAAAAGAAUCGUUUCAGUUCUUUUCGCGUCUUUUGCCCAACAUUUCUAAUUUAUCAGUUUAACGAUUACUAAACCUUUUUACCAUAUCAAAAUAGCCAAAAUCGGCAUUUCAAAAGUUCUCAUCGUUCGAAGGAUUUCAGGACGAGAAACUUGUGCCGAAAGUUUUCGAUCUGUCCUUGGUUCAGAGGCCGGAGACUUCUCAUAGCACGAACACUCUCUGCGGAUCUUCCUCGGAGCUCGUGGUAAGGUCGUCAACAGUAUUGGUCAUAGACAAUUCCUCCAGAAGUUACAAGAACGAGUCGAAAAGCUCGAAGCGCAUGUCUCUCUUCUCGCCGAGCAAAACGAAAAUCUCACUGCGACCAAUUCUCAACUAACCAUGGUUCUCGAGGAGUUGGUCGUUAAGUUUCAGGUGCUUUUUCUACGAAACUGCUCACAAAAAUCGAAUUUUUUAUGACCCGAAUUUAUUGGAAGUUACAUAGAAAAAUAAAGAGUUUAUAGAAGGGCGCAAAUAAUUUUUACACUGGAGCUAGUUCAUUAUUCUCUCUCUCUCUCACUUUCAUAAGAGGCUUUAGGAUAAGAGCCUAACGGAGUCGAUAAGAAAGAUGGUUCCGACGCCGGUUAUCUACCAGGCUGAGCGAGUCAAAGAGGACGAGGCGAUCCUCCACUGGGACCUGCGCUCGAUCGACGGUGGGUCAGCCAGUUCCAUCUGUCGACCUCCUUCCAGGCUUCGAAGUCUACGUCGACGGAUCGAUGUGUGGCGUCGUCAAAGGCAAAGACAACUCGGCGAAACUGACGUCUCUCGACCCUCAAAAGUCGUCCUUCAUUCAGAUUCGGGUCCGUUUUAUUUUUUCUUCAAUCCGAAUUGAUCUCAAGGAUCCUACCAAAAAUGAUAUUUCUUCAGGCAAUUGGUUUGAACGGACAGUUGGGUGAACUCUCCAAUCGAUUUGUUCUCCCCCGUCUAGAAAACAUUUGAAAUAUCCUAUUUGUUUCGCCAGAUCUCUAAAUUACUUUUCGUGUACGAAUGACCUCAUCUCACAAACUAAAAAACAGCGAGAUUCACUUUUUUUUCUGAACUAAUUGCUCACUUGUUAUAUUUUUUUUUUUUCAAGCAAUAAAAUUUAUUUGCUCUUAUAUUAGAUCGUUCCAAACUGCGGUGCUUCUUUUGUUUUUUUUUUUAAUUUAAAGUUUGAAGAAUCAGCAUUUUUCGAGAUUCUCUAGGUUCUCUAGGUAGUUAUCUCAGAAAACUUAAAAACUUUUGAUUUUAACUCGCUUUAGUCGGUGCAAGUUGUGUUUUCUGUCUUUGAAAUGGCUCAGACGUAUCUCGAACAAAACGGCGGGUAAGUGCGCUCCACCGAGAAGUAUUUAGCUGAACUUGGUUUCUUCCCUAUGGUCAGGCUUGUGCGAGGGCUGGCCCGUCACCCUCUCUGCUAUCAAGUUUUUUUACGACAAAAAUUACGGUUUUGCUCAUUUUUCACUUAUAGUUUAACAAAAAAUAUGAUUUCAGAAGUAAAAGUCACAUUUUGGUGAAAAUUUUUUAAAUGAAGUUUUAAAUUUCUUUUGAAGCCCGGCCCGAGCCCACGCGGGCUUUUUUCCUGAAAAUGAGGCCCAAAGCCCGGCCUGACGCACAAGCCUGCCCAGGGUUCAGCUUUUCGCCGUAUUAGAUCUCAUAAGUUUUCCUCGAAUUAUACCAAACGCCAUCUAGUUUUAUUUUGAUGCAUACUGUUUUCUGAUAAUCCAAAUUAAUUCUGGAUUCUUUCAAUUUCCCUAUUAGGAUCACGUUACAGUGUUGAAUUAUGGAUGAAGAACUUCUCUCGGGUAUGAAUAUGUGAAAAGAUCCUACUUGGGGAAGACAAAAGUUGUGUUUCUCACAUUUUGUUUUGUAAAAGUUUUUUCUGUGUUUCUUGGAAUCAACGUUUUCUGAAAUAUAGUCCUCGAGACAUGGGCGAUGCCGGAGACUAUUCGCCGUCAUCAAUCCGUGCGACAUUCGACUUGCUGCCAGAUGCCGCCGACGCCGAGGAAGAGGCUAUAGAAAAAGUCGAUCUCGAGGACUCCAACAUUUUCCUUAACCGUCCGAAAGCCCAGUAAUCUAGUUAAAUCUUGUACUGAUACUGAACGCAGAUUCCAGAAGUCUAAGAACUGUGUCACUGCCGCAACCUUCAGAUUCUGGCCAACUCGUCGAUUCCGUGAGUGUUGUUUUUUCUUUCCUCGAACAGGAUCGUAUAAGAAGAUUUCUUUUCUUUUCCUCUCUACUCGGCUUUUUAGUUGUCCUUUCUCAACAAAAUGUCUGUGAUUUCCUGCUUCUGUCUGAAGACAGGCUCUUUGUGAAAACAAAGAUAAUUUAGCAUGUCUCAGACUUUGUGUUCUCAUUCGACGGGUGCAAAACUUUCGCAGGCGGCAGCGGCGUCCACCGUUUCCUUGGCGGCGAAAGAUGUAUGUCGCUGAGAGAGAAGAAAAAAAUUUGUUUUUUGGAGUCUGCUGCAAAACCGAAGAAAGUUUCGCAAUACUAUAAGAAGCAGAACGAGCUCAUUGAGAAUUUCAAGAACGACAGCGAGCAAAUCGAGGUUCCAUUAGGUUGAUAGAUUAUGUUGUAUGAAGAACUUCAGCAGUUCAAAAGGACCAGGAGGAGGACGACGAGCAAUAACGAAGAAGAAGUACGGGCGGCGCCAAUAGUGCGACAUCCUGUUAGUUCCAGUUGUUGAAUGAAAGAAAGAUCUCGAUUUGUUUAAACUGACUCUAUUCGUUUCUGAAAUAGAUGACGACAAGCUUCUUUCCUUUUCAUCUUCUUUUUUCAAGGAAGAAGCCGACGAACCCGAAGUUGUUGUUGUAGAUCGCACUUCCCUUCUUGACGUACGAGUAAGUCUGUCUUGCCUUUUCCUCUUAAAGUUAUGUUUACUUACGGCAUACGGUAAAAAGAUAAGUAGUUGAUUAGAAGAAUAGAAUGGAGUAAAGUUAUCAGUGAAGGGAGUUAGUCCACCAAACGAGUGGACUUUGACCUGGAGUAAGACAGUAAUCAAAGCACUCGUAUGUGUUUCGUUGAUAGCGGUUACUGAGGACCAUUAGGUUUGACUUGUAGAGAGUCAGAGGAAACGUCAAAAUAUAUUUACGAUGUCAAUUUUUCCACUACGGGAAUAGUUUUUGAAAAAAAGCCUUCAAAAACUGAACGUACGAAAUUGAAGAGGAUUUCGCAGAGAAUUAGUGAAGAAAUAAUUGCGAUUUAGUACAUGUAUAUCGUGUAUUUUCUGAUCUUGCAAUUUUAGAACAAGAAUAGAAAUUCUCGCAAUAGAUCUGGUUAUUGAGUUAAGACGCUUCGAAAGCUUGAGAUAGCGCUUUUUGGAAUAAGUUGCGCAUUUUGACAAGUUUGAAGCUACAUAAAUCGAAAACAAAAUCUAUUGCGAGAAAAUGUAUUCCAUGUUCUGGGAUCAGGAGGUCCGGAAGUACACUUCAACCAACUUUUAUCGAAACUUCAACCGGGGGAUGAAAAACGCUCCCUAGUAAGACGAUCCGAACAUAAAGUGAAGCUAGGAAAUCUUCAAAUGAAUUUUUUUUGCUGAUUUGGAGGAGGGAGGAUUUGAAGAUAUCCAUCAGAUGACAAAUAGAGAUAGAAGAAGAGAAUGUUUCAGUGCUAUAUCCAGGGCUCAGAAAAUGUUCAAUCGCAGCUAUUUUGAGUUAUUAGUUGGAAUAACAGUAAUAUUAAACGAAUUUAUUGAAAAAAAGAGAAACUAUAAAAUCGAUUCUAAUAAUUUUUUUAAAUUUUUUUAUAAUUUUUUUCAUAAAAAAAUUUCUAUGCAUCCCAAAAAUUUACAGCUUUUCCUGAACUUCCUGUAAAAACUAACGACAAACAAUGUACACCACAAUUUUAGUAUCUACUUUAAAUGAAAAGAAGAUAUUAAAAACUUCAGGCUUCGAAGUCUGGAGAAACCGACGACGCCAAAGGGAAUGAUGCCAAGUUGGUUGAUCCAUGAUUUCGAAACGAACAGAAUUCGCAGAGACGCGAAAUCUUCGGCGGCAAGACUUGCCAUGGUCACCCUGGCCGUCAACGUGAGUCUGAUGCUGGCGAAGGCGGCCGCCGCGUGGAUGUCCGGCUCCAUCUCGAUAAUCUCGUCGAUGGUCGACUCCCUCGUCGACAUCACUUCAGGAGUCGUCAUCUCCAUCUCGGAGUACAUGAUUCGCAAACGGGACCCCUACCUCUACCCCCGCGGCAGAACUCGUCUUGAGCCGCUCUCUCUGGUUCUUUUUUCUUCUUUAAUUCCUUUUUGUAUACUAAGUAAUUACUGAAUGGACUCUUUUGGGUUGUCUCGAAGCUGACCAGAUUGCUUUUUGAUGUAUUCUGAAAAUGCCAUUGAAACUUUGAGCUCUUUUUCUUUUGCAACCUGUAGUCAAUCCAUCCUGACUUGGAAGACGAGGGAGGCGGAGAAGUGGGCGCAGUUCUUGGCGCGAGUUCAACUCAAGAGCUUCCGACUAUUUAAAAAGCUCGGUCGCUCUUCAGUUUGUAUCUAUUCUUCCAUUUUUAAUGCAAUAAGGAAAACUGAAUCAAUGAAGAAUAAAAAAAAUUAAUGGAAAGAGCGAUAAACGAGUUCUCCAAGUAGCCGCUGGCAAUUGAAUUGAACUCGUGCCAAGAACCGCAUACGCACACGCUACGCGUCCCAUCUUUUUCUGUGCCUUCCAAGUCGAGAAAAACUGACUAUAGGGAGUUUCGCAGGUUGAAAGUUUCAAUUUCUUUGUAAGUUAAAGUCUCGAAAAGUUCAUUUCCUUAUACAGAUAUUUUCAAAAAAAAAUUCUUUUGCAGAAAGCCUAAGAAAUUGUUUAAUCAGAAAAUGAAUCCUGAUUUAAAAAAAAAUGUGAAGAAGCUGUCUUAUGUUUCAGAUUCUCAUCAGUGUUAUCAUGGGUAUGGCGAGUGUGCAACUGAUCAUUUCUUCCGUUAGUCGGAUUCACAACGCUGUCCUCUUUCACGUCUACGGUUGGUUGGAAAAACAACACUUGGAUGUGGUUUUCGCCCAGCAAAACUCACUGAACGAAUGUUCAAUGAUCAAUUAACACUGAAUCGUACUGAAAACAGUUCAAAGGCUCUCUAAAUGAAAACAUCAGAAAAGUUUAGAUGGAAGUAAUCCUCGAACAAGACUCCUUUGAGAUCUACCAAAGGGCAGUUUCAAAAAAUGACACUCUCAUGUACAGAAGAUCGCAUUUUUUCGUACCAAACUGAGAAUCAAGAAUAAAGAAAAAAGGUGUGAAAAGAAAGGAGAAAGAAAAAGUUUCUUUGUUUUAUUUCAAUAAAAAAAAUAACUCAUAAUUUUUUAUUAUCACUAAUUGGACAAAAAAGUUUGUUGCAGGAGAAGGCCACGAGCCGGGACUUGAGCUGCCUUGGACCUCCGUGGCGAUAAUGGUGUCGACGGUAGUCGUGAAACUGUUUCUUUUCCUGGUGUGCAAAAGGUGGGAUUGGCCGGCUGCCAGAGGCUCAAUUCGGCUGUCAGGUACAAAGAUCCGUCGGUGAGCGUCCUCGCCAUGGACCAUCGCAACGACUGCAUUUCCAAUUCCGUGGCACUUCUUUGCUCUUGGCUCGGCACUCGGUUCGUCUUUCCUGUCAGACAUUUCCGAAAGGGCUAAGGAGCCGUUUCAAAAAGAUUUUUUGAAGUCAUAAUAAUAAUAACAGUUUAGUUUAUUCACUGCCAUUAUUUAACAGAAAAAAAAAAAUUAACGGAAUAAUAAUACACGGAAAUUAGUCAACCCCAACGAGUUGACAGGUGCCCGGAAAUAUGACAAAUUUAUAGCAGACAAGAUGGAAUCUUCUCAUGAAAAGCUUCAAUCGAAAGAUUAUUAAAUUUCUUACGAAACGUUUAGUUAUUUUAUUUAUGACUCGGGGCUUCCAGUAGAGGGCUGCUGUUGAAAAUAAGAAGCUCUUUGCAGAUACUCGUACUACUUUGACCCCACAGGCGCCAUUCUUGUGUCGCUGUAUAUUCUGUACACGUGGGUUCAGACAGGCUGGGAACAUUUGGCCAAGCUCAGUGGGAGAACUGCGGAGCCGGAGUUCAUAAACCGUAUCAUCAAAGUGAGGAAUGUCUUUACAUCUUGAGUUUGGUUUGAUCGCGAUGGGAAUAAUUUCUAUAUUUUCUAUUUAUAGCAUAUCCAGCUCAUUAGAAACUUUUGUGGAAAUCGAACUUUAACUUUCGAUUCAUUACUGAACUUGACUCAGCGAGGUUCAUGCCCUGAUAAAAAAAGUAUGGAAAACUGUUCUACGUUCGGAAUUUAUCAAUGCUUUUUUCAUAUUUUUUUUUCAAAGUUCAUAGUCAAUUUUAGGAUGACGGUCUUGACACGCAAAAAGUGAAAUAAUUACGACUUUUGACGUCGAUAGAGAAGUUAAAUUUGGAAGUCUUAAGGUUUGUCUUGACCACGAUCCACGGAUCUCUCACAUCGACACAGUGUACGUCUACCAUUUCGGCAGCAAGUUCCUGGUCGAGGUUCCGUUUCUCGGAGAGCUCCUUUCUGAAGACACAUGCAGGUGCACAUCGUGCUCGACGAGAACAUGCGACUGAAGGUGGCGCACGACAUCAGCGAGGCGCUGCAGAGCAACAUCGAAAGCCUUCCAGAAGUGGAGCGGGCCUUCGUCCACACCGACUACGACUACCAACACCAUCCCAACGACGAGCACAAGGCCGUUUGA